AUGGAGAAGAACGCUUCGGAAGAUCUCUUGAUCGCCGUACCUCUCGUGAGACGUCAAGUCGUGUCUGCGGAUCAGGCGGGGUCGCCCGCGGAUAACUGGCUUGUUGGGCUUUUGAAGAAGACGUUUUUGCCUGUUGGAUAUCCCGACAGUGUCAGUCCUGAUUACCUCAACUACCAGCUAUGGGACUCCAUCCAAGCCGUCGCAUCCUCUAUCUCAAACAUGAUCGCUUCUCGCGCGGUCCUCGAAGGCGUCGGCGUCGGCAACGCAAACGCAACAGCCUUGAAUGCGUUGUAUCUAACAACAGCAACCGACCUCCUCUCCCGCCUCUUCACCCUUGCCACAACAACCCUCCUCUCCCCAACCCUCUCCCUCACCCCCAAAUCCCACCGCCUCCACGCCGACCUCGCGAACGAUAUGUCUAUCCUCCUCUCUACUUCCCUCCCUUAUUUACCAGACGCCAAAAUGAAGGCGGGAGCGAUGGUUGCGGCGGGGUUGGCGAGGGCUUAUUGUGGGGUGCUUGGGCCGAGUAGUAAGAUGGUGUUUUCGGAGCAUUUUGUGAGGAGAGGGAAGAGAGGGGGGGAUUUGGGUGAUGUGGUGGCGAAGGACGGAAGUCAGGAGGUUGUUGUUGAGGCUGUUGGGAUGUUGUUGGGGACGCUGGUGGUAUCUUUGCUGACGGACCCGAUCUACGUCGGUAUCGCCUUGUUCACGUUGGUGCACAUCCACAUCUACGCAAACUACCGUGCCGUCGCAUCCGUCACUUUCCCAACGUUAACCCCCCACCGCUCCUACCUCCUCCUCCGCUCCCUAAUCCCACAAACCGUCAAAGCUGAAGACCCCUCCGACAUCACCUUCCCUUCCCCCGCUGACAUCUCUAAAGUCGAGGGUGUCUGGAGUUCUGAGCCCUCACUCACCCCUCCGCACUCGAUUGACGACUUGAUGGAGUGUGGGUGUGAUCAGGCUGUGUUGAAAGAUAUUUUUGAGGGGGAGAAGUAUUUGUUGUGGCCGGAGCCUUUGUUCGAGGUAGCUGGUGCACAUCAUCGGGUUCGGAUCGUGCAUUCUACCUCUAUCACACCGUUCGAAAAACUCAAGGCUGCGUAUCAUGCUUGGCUCGUGCUCGCUUAUAGGAAGAUGUACCCGAAUCAGAAGGAUGAAGAGUUGGUCGGGCAGGCGUUGACUGUUGUGAAUGGAGGAGUUUGGAGGUACGGGGAGGAGGGGGUGAGGAGGAUGUUGGAGGAGAAGGGGUGGGAUUUGGAAGGGUUGGUAAUCUGUGAGGAGGGGAAGGAGGGGUAUGAAUGGAAGCAGAAGAAGGGACGGUAA
Messenger RNA from Saitoella complicata NRRL Y-17804, 1317 nucleotides. Its product is annotated as DUF647-domain-containing protein. Lineage: Eukaryota; Fungi; Ascomycota; Saitoellomycetes; Saitoellales; Saitoellaceae. The coding region runs from base 1 to 1317 and encodes 438 amino acids. The record is from RefSeq and is a predicted model, not a curated record. The transcript is spliced from 4 exons.